UCUCUUUAUAUUAAACAUUUCAACCCUACCAUUGAUUAUUAUUCCCCAGAACGAUUUUUCAAAUCAAAAAUCUCUCUAUCUCUUUUGAAUUCUCAAAAAACUUCUAUCAAUGGCGUUGAGGAACAUUGAAAACGCUCUUCCGAUCUCACAAGAACGACCUAAGAAGCUGGCUAAACUCUCGAAGCAACCGGAGAUUGGUUUGAAUGACGAAAACAACCCUGUUGUUGUGCCUGAAUCAACCGUUGAAUACGUUGCCUCUGAGAAUCUCCAACCAUUUUCAGAUCCUGAAUCCUCUGUUCAGCGAUUACUAGAAGAAUUAGCAUCAAAGGAUUGGAUUAAAGUUUGUGAAUCAUUGAAUAACACAAGGAGAUUUGCAAUUCAUCACUCUUCUCUGUUGCUACCAAUUCUCGAAAAGCUUAUAGUUGUGAUGGUGAAGGCGAUGAAGAAUCCUAGAAGUGCAUUGUGUAAGACUUCGAUUAUGACUUGUUCUGAUAUCUUCAUUGCUUAUGGAGAAAAGUUGCUGGAAGGACCUCAUUUGAAAUCAAUGGACGAUCUGCUGUUGCAGUUGUUGAUGAAAGCUUCACAAGAUAAGAAGUUUGUGUGUGAAGAAGCAGACAAAGCGCUGAACACUAUGGUUAACUCGGUGGCUCGCUUGCCGCUUCUGUGUAAGCUUCAGACUUAUGUCCGUCACAGUAACCCUCGUGUCAGGGCCAAAGCUGCUGUGUCUACUUCCAACUGUGUUUCUAAAAUGGAGCUGAAUGAAAUGGAAGAAUUUGGGAUGGUUCUGCUGGCACAAAUGGCUGCGGAUUUGUUGAGUGACAAGUUGCCAGAGGCAAGGGAAGCCGCGAGGAGUAUGGUGAACUCGGUUUUCCAGAAAUUUACAUGGAAUGAAGAAGAAGGCGAAGAAGGAAGCAAGCAAGAAGCUUGGAAGAAGUUUUGUGUGAAGAAAGUAACCGGGCUCAACGCACAAGCCAUGAUCAAGAUUGUCUCAUCUCAAUAAAUUUCUGAAGAGGAAAUGUUGUUCUCUCUGAUUCAUGUAAAAUACGUUUUUACAUGAUAUAACACAAUCUAUCUAUUUCUUCCAUUACUAUUGGAUCUGUCCUCUCAAUUCCAAUGUCAUAAUACACCAGAGGCUUCAUG
Molecule: messenger RNA, 1140 nt
Organism: Arabidopsis arenosa
Lineage: Eukaryota; Viridiplantae; Streptophyta; Magnoliopsida; Brassicales; Brassicaceae
Source: the annotation of a GenBank genome assembly